Messenger RNA from Vigna umbellata (rice bean), 804 nucleotides. The record is from RefSeq and is a predicted model, not a curated record. NCBI's taxonomy places the organism in Eukaryota, Viridiplantae, Streptophyta, Magnoliopsida, Fabales, Fabaceae.
AUACAAGUUACUCAAAGCAGUACAAAAUAAACAGUGAUGAAGACAACAUUGUUAGCUUUUGUCCUUCUCUUUGCCCUGAUCUCACAACCACUUCUGGGAGCAGCUGAAGCCUCACCUGACGAAGUAAUUGACACAUCCGGCAAGCUGCUACGUGCUGGUGUCAACUACAACAUUCUUCUAUCGAUGCCUUACAGUAAUUGUAGAAGCCCACAAGGCCUUGGCCUCUCAAAGAUUGGUAAAUCAUGCCCUCUGGAUGUUGUGGUUGUGGAUAGAUAUCAUAGUUUGCCACUAAGGUUUAUACCCGUUAACCCCAAAAAGGGUGUUAUACGUGUCUCCACUGACCUUAACAUCAUGUUCCCUCCUAACAUCACUUGCCCUCACCAUUCCACAGUGUGGAAGCUUGAUAGCUUUCAGGUUUCUAAGGGACGCUUUGUGUCCACUGGUGGUGUUAAGGGCAAUCCUGGGAGGGAAACCAUUGGAAAUUGGUUCAAGAUUGAGAAGUAUGCUGGUGCUUAUAAACUAGUUUAUUGUCCCAGUUUGUGCCCUUCUUGCAAGGAUGUUGUGUGCGAGAAUGUUGGGAUGUUGGUUGAUGAGAAAGGGAACCAUCGUUUGGCUCUAAGUGCUGUUCCGUUCCAAGUUAAAUUCCUCAAGGCCUAACCAGAGUUCCUCUUGUGCACCACCAACUAUGAAUGUUUUCAGUGUGUUUCUGAUAAUGAUGUGUUCUUUCCAUUUUAAUUUGUGAGGAUAUAUACCCUAAUUAUAGGGGAAUUCCUUGUUAUGAUGAUGAAUAAGUAUUGAAAUAAU